AUGAUCUCAGCUGUUUUUCUGUGUCUUAUUCUGGCUGUUGUGACCACCAGUGGAGGUCCUGUGUCUGGUGAUUGUGGUGGAGAGAAAAAUACCAAACCUAUUAUUAAAGAUGAACCAACACUUGUUAGUACAACAACCAACGGAAAAAGAUAUGUUGUUGGUAGUGGAUAUAACAAAAUCAAUAUCGUACACCUUUAUGGUGCUCCUUACGAAAUGGGACAAGCAUUAGGCACAUUGAUGAAAGACGAACUUAACAUGCUUAUUGCUGAAUAUUUUUUGUAUCUUGAAAAGCAAAUAGACCAGAUAUUGAAAAUAGUGCCACCCUUUAUUGCACAAUGGAUAUCGGAGAAAGGAUUGAAAGGAGCUCUAGAUUUAAACUAUGAGAUUACUCGUCUGUACACUCCACCAUGGUAUGAUGAAGAAAUGAAAGGCAUUGAAGCGGGAAGCGGAGUUUCGUACGAAGAUAUCAGACGACUAAAUUUGCUGCCUGAAUUAAUAAAAGCUGCAUGCAGUGUUAUCGGAGCAUGGGGUAACUCGUUAAGUGAAAGCAAGAGAGAAAUCAACACUAGUUUAUUACAUUUAAGAGCAUUGGACUGGGAUAAAAAUGCGCCUAUUGCUAAAUACGCUACAAUUGUUGUUUAUCAUCCGUCAGCAUCCUAUAGUGGAUAUGGAAAUCUGUAUAAAUAUUAUAAGCAUAAUUAUGCCUCUCAUGCUAUGGCAAAUUUCGGGUAUCCGGGCCUAGUGGGCUCAAUAACUGCUUAUAGCGAAGCAUCGGUUGGAUUAGGUGAAAAGGUAUGGAUAACAGCUAAAGGGGAUGAUAUUACCACUCGUUUAGGAAAUCCUUGGACAUACGUAUUGCGAGAUGUAGCUCAAUUCAGUUCAGAUUUAGAAACGGCAUUGACAAUGAUGAUAAAUGCUAAACGAACGUGUUCAAUUCAUUUGGGACUGGGAGCAGUAAAUCGAAAUCAAACAUUAUUUGAAGAAGUACAAUUUCGAGGAGUGGAAUACAGUGAAAAAGAAUUAAAUUUUUAUAAUUGGAAUGACAUGUUUGAAAAUCGAGGACAUCCGCUUAUCAAAGAUAUCGUCUAUUGGGAUAAACAUGUUCAACCAUCCGACAAUCCAUGCUUAUCAAGUUUAUUAACUGCACAAUACGGUAAUCUAGAUGCAGAGACACUCAUUCGUGAAGUAACAAGUGUUUCGGAAACAGGAGACACUAUGAACGCUAUAUUUGAUUACGGAGAGAAUGCUGUCUAUAUAGCUUAUAGCGCUCCUCAAGAUCCGGAAGGACCACUCGAAGCAUACAAACGUAGUCAUACUCGUAUUGACAUGGGCAAACUCUUCAAUGAAAAACUCUAA
Molecule: messenger RNA, 1356 nt
Organism: Didymodactylos carnosus
Lineage: Eukaryota; Metazoa; Rotifera; Eurotatoria; Philodinida; Philodinidae
Source: the annotation of a GenBank genome assembly